GUUUGGGCUGUCAUACUGUAAGCAUCGUAAUUGUGUAGCUCCGUAUUAUUGAGUGCUAAAAAAUAAUUUCGUACACUGUUCUUGAGACUGCGACGUCACAAAACACAAAUUGAAGUGUCGUCCGUGUAGUGGAACUACCGAUUUCACACAAUAUCACGUAAGUUCUUGAAUUUCAACAAAAGUAUCUCCAAAAAGUGAUAAUUAGAGGUUAGAAAUCCACCAAUCAUAUUGAGCAUAGACAAAAGAUCAAUGACAUUGACACUUGUCACAGUAACAGCUAACUAGUGUUGCCAGAGCAAGUAAAUAAAAACUACCACUAAUUACGUUCCAUAACACGCAGAUUUAGUUUACAAGAAUGGAGGAUCAGUUUCAACUAUUGUUUGAUAAAAUGAAGAAUGAAAUCUUGAACCAAACAAUAGAAUUGAAAGAUUCGAUAACAAAUAAUAUAAUGGAGAGAUUAGACGAAAAACUUCAACCUAUUAUAACAGAAAAUAGAAACUUAAAAAUAAAAGUAGAAAAUCUCGAAAAGGAAGUAGAAAGUUUAAAAAGAGGAAAGAAGCAAAACAAUUUGAUAAUGUUUGGAGUAAAUGAAGGCGAAAGGUCUACACAAGAAUUAAUACAAAAUACAAUACAUAUUUUCAAAACUGACCUUGACAUACAAUUACAAGAACAUGAGAUAAACAAAAUAUAUCGUCUAGGAAAGGGAAAGUCUUCUGGAAAACCAAGACCAAUUCUGAUUUCCUUUACGAGCGAAUGGAAGAAGAAUGAAGUUAUGGGAAAGAAGAAAAACUUCAAAAAUGUAUAUGUUACAGAAGACUACACAAAGGAAGUAAUAGAGAAAAGGAAAACGUUGCAGGCGCAGCUAAAAGAGGAGAGAGAAAAGGGAAAUAUUGCGUACCUGAAAUUUGACAAACUAGUAGUAAAAGGAAAAAAUACUAACAUAAAUAAGGAAAAGCGCAAAAGAGAAACAUCAUCAUCCCCACAAAACAAUGCUCAACCAAGGAAACAACAAACUCUAAUGCCGCCGAUUAACAAUAGACCAAAUGCUUUCGACGUAAUGAGGAUAAGAGCUAAUUCUCUUUCGUCUCUUCCCGCUAAGACAACAACUAACAAAGAAUAACAAUUAACUGUCGGUAAACGGAAAAAUAAACAGCUCAACAUGAACCAACAUAAAAUAACAAAACAAAAUACUUCCCCAAGCCGACUGGUCAUCGUGGGGAAAAAUGACCACGACCCUCUAAAGGAAAAAAAUAACACUAACAUGAAAAACAAAGUAAAUGACAUCCACAUAGCAACUAUUAACUGUCGAUCUCUUAGAACACCUGAAAAACUCCAAGAACUAGAGCUGGCAAUAGAAGAGUUAAAGUGGGAUAUUAUAGGUAUUAGCGAAAUGCGCAGAUUUGGAGAAGGUAUAGAAAACCAUGGCAAAUACGUACUACAUUAUAAAGGGGAGACGCCCGGGCUGUAUGGAGUUGGAUUCAUAGACUAGAAGAUGGGAGGACGACAUCAAAAAAGUGGCGGGCCCAAUAUGGACGCGCAUAGCGAAAAAUAGAACAGAGUGGAAAUCUUUAGAGGAGGCCUAUGUCGAAAGACAAGCUGAAAUGUAGAAACGACCGUUUACCGAUA
Pieris rapae (cabbage white) is the source of this 1626-nucleotide messenger RNA. RefSeq lists its product as uncharacterized. The coding region runs from base 356 to 1120 and encodes 254 amino acids. The transcript has a single exon. The record is from RefSeq and is a predicted model, not a curated record. NCBI's taxonomy places the organism in Eukaryota, Metazoa, Arthropoda, Insecta, Lepidoptera, Pieridae.